Molecule: messenger RNA, 1237 nt
Organism: Ricinus communis (castor bean)
Lineage: Eukaryota; Viridiplantae; Streptophyta; Magnoliopsida; Malpighiales; Euphorbiaceae
Product: protein DEHYDRATION-INDUCED 19 homolog 3
Exons: 5
Coding region: 311-973 (220 amino acids)
Source: RefSeq, a predicted model, not a curated record
UUCCUCUUUCCACAAGAAGAAGAGAGAGGAGGAAAACACACGCACAAAAAAAAAAAAAAAAAAAAGGCCUUCUUCUCCUCAUUAUCUCACUCCUUCAGAGCCUGCACCUCCCAAACUAAAUAUAUAUUAUUAUAUAUCAUCAUUUUCCCCUUGCCCUGAUAAGUUUAAGAUCACUGCUUCCAGAAUCCAUCCAUUUCUUUACUGGGUACUGUGUUCGGUUUCUAUAAAAGAUCGCUUCUUUUUUUGGGAGGAGUCUGGAGCUUGUUUAUCUUUUAGUCAAUUAAUUUAAGAAAAAUAAAAAGGGAAAGCUAUGGAUGCUGAUUCAUGGAGCGCUCGUCUCUCUUCAGCUUCUAAGCGAUACCAAUCAGUGCUUCAAUCUCGAUCUGAUGUGUUUAUGGGGUUUGAAGAAAUUGAUGGAGAUGAUGAUAUAAGGGAAGAGUUUCCAUGCCCGUUCUGUUCAGAAUAUUUUGAUAUUGUUGGGUUGUGCUGCCAUAUUGAUGAUGAGCAUCCCAUGGAGGCAAAGAAUGGGGUUUGUCCAGUUUGUGCCAUGAGGGUGGGCGUUGAUAUGGUUGCACACAUUACCUUACAACAUGGAAAUAUUUUCAAGAUGCAGCGUAAGAGGAAAUCACGUAAAAGCGGACAUCAUUCAACGCUAACUUUAUUGAGGAAAGAGCUCCGAGAAGGAAAUCUACAGUCUCUUUUUGGGGGGUCUUCCUGUAUAAUUACUUCAUCUAAUGCAGCACCUGAUCCAUUGUUAUCUUCAUUCAUUUUGCCUAUGGCUGAUGAUUUUACAAGUGCUCAGCCUUCAUUUUCAAAAGAAACAUGCUCAAGCAAGAAAAGCUCAAAUGAGAAUGAAUCAGAACGAAAAUUGAAGUCAUCACCACUAUCAAUUAAGGAUCAGGAAGAGAAGGCCAAGAGGAGUGAGUUUGUUCAAGGGCUGUUGUUGUCUGCAAUUGAUGAUGACAUCUUAUGAAGUGGACACAUGCUGCUGUUGCAAUGUAGAACUCCAAUUUAGAACUAAGAGCCCUGCAAGCUAUGGUUUGUCUGUAGUGAAUAUGCCUAAUUGCCAAUGUAUUAAAGGCAGAGUGUUGAAUAAGGUGUAGGAACGAGUGUAAGCUAUGUUGCAUGUGAACUUUAGCUGUUGGACCUGAAUAGACCUUUAACUUUCAGGUCAUCCACUAAAUGAAAAGCCCAAAAAGAAUAUAUAUAUAUAUAUAUAUAUAUAAUCUUUCUUAAA